Molecule: messenger RNA, 1039 nt
Organism: Penicilliopsis zonata CBS 506.65
Lineage: Eukaryota; Fungi; Ascomycota; Eurotiomycetes; Eurotiales; Aspergillaceae
Exons: 2
Coding region: 276-653 (125 amino acids)
Cellular component (GO): vacuolar transporter chaperone complex; fungal-type vacuole membrane
Source: RefSeq, a predicted model, not a curated record
UCCAUCCUGCUGUUUGAAGCUACCCGGCCUGCAUUAUUGUCUACGGCCUCUUCGCACCGAGGUCUUCUCACGGGUUUUUCAUCUUUCCCUCAAUUCGAUCUUGAGCAGGUCUCCAACAGCAUACCGGCACUCGCGUAAACUAGGAUCAACAACCAUCCUUCCUCUCACCUCCGAACAAUCUCUCCGACUAUCCCUUAUCUUGGAGCUUCUCUUCUGUGACGCACGGUUCUCGACUUCUUUUCGCAACCGCUUCAGCAGUUUCAUUCUUUGAAAAAAUGUCGAGCCAGCCACUUCUUCAAACCGCUCCAGGCAAGCGUAUUGCGCUCCCCACCCGUGUUGAACCCAAGGUCUUCUUUGCCAAUGAGCGGACCUUUCUCUCCUGGCUCAAUUUCACUGUCAUCUUAGGCGGACUGGCGGUCGGUCUGCUGAACUUUGGCGACCGCAUCGGUCGCAUCUCCGCGGGUCUUUUCACGAUCAUCGCGAUGGCGGCCAUGAUCUAUGCACUGGUGACGUUCCACUGGCGGGCACAGAGCAUCCGUCGGCGGGGGCAGAGUGGCAUCGACGACCGGUUCGGGCCGACCGUGCUAGCCGUCUCGUUGCUGGCAGCCGUGGUUGUCAACUUCAUCCUGCGUGUCAAGGAGGGAGAUUUCUAACCCAAUUCUCACAUUCGGACAAUCGGGUGAUCUAUAGACUUGACAGCAUGAACCCACGGGUUUUUCUUUUUCGAUGGCGGUUUUUCUACCAACCUACCAAUUCUCAACAGCCUACCCUACCUAUCAGCCUAUGCAGUCUCCGACAGUGUGAUGAAUAUGGUGGCUUGGAAGUGGACGGAUACUAGCCAUUGGACUCACAAAAGACAAGCGUCUAGUGCUACCAUGGCGAUUUUGAUUUUCAGGAGUCGGUCUUUAGGGGGUUCUUUUUUUUUCCUUUCACUUUUUGGAUUCCCUGAAAUGUUUCCAUCAGGGCUGAUGUAUCAUGAGAAUGUACCAUUUCUAUGAGUUUGACACGGUCUGUCCAUUCGAUCCAAUCUAAUUGAGCA